Messenger RNA from Fusarium poae, 1134 nucleotides. RefSeq lists its product as uncharacterized. Gene Ontology annotation, molecular function: zinc ion binding; nucleic acid binding. The transcript has 4 exons. Lineage: Eukaryota; Fungi; Ascomycota; Sordariomycetes; Hypocreales; Nectriaceae. The record is from RefSeq and is a predicted model, not a curated record. Bases 1 to 1134 code for a protein of 377 amino acids.
AUGUCGGUCGACAGUGGAAACAACGAAGUGAAGCAACUUAAGGUCGUCCUGCCUCCCCAACCCAAGCCCGAAGAUAUCUUCACCGCCGAGCACCUGGAGUAUAUUAGCCGUGAGCACCAAGCAAAGCUGAGAGGACUGGAGCCUAAGCAAAAGAAUGAUGCUGCGAUGAGGGAGAUCGUCGACAUGAAGCAUCUGAAGCUGAGACUACCGUCAUAUCAGUUCCUAAAGUCAGAGACACAGUGGCCAGCGGGGGGUAGAUACGUUGAAGCGGAACUCCUUAUGCAGAUGAUGCAAGUUAUUGGCGAAUGGGUAGUCGAUUUCCUCGGCCAGUAUACCAGCGGCAUAAUAGCCCUCUGGUCUAAGAUCAUCUCAAAGAAGCUCAAGAGCACCGAAGAAACGGUAAAGCACGUUGAUGAGUUCCCCCUCCUUGUUCGCCGAUACAGAGCAACGGAGGGAGCCAUGCCCGAUGAGAUUGAACAAGUCACAUUCAUCUCAAGCGUUGAAGCGAUAUACCCCAAGUGGGUUGGUCUUGUGAGAUUCGCUCAACGCAUCUCAGGACCGGUGAUGGAAACUGAACAACGCCAGAACGACCUCAUGGAUGAAUCGAAGCGACUUCAACGGGCGAAGAAGACCGAAUCAAAGUCGCCGUCCAAGGACACCAACGAGUCGAACGCGUCUCUUGCAGCCGAAUCGAAUAGAUCAUCGAACACUGGUCAACACGGAGGUCAGCAAGACUACUCCGAAUGCAUAUGUCAUGAAUACAAUCAGAAGGGUCAUAUCAACAGAAAAUGCCCGAAUCUGAAUAACAACACACCGACCGGAUCAUCCAACCUUAACAAUAACAAUAACCGAAGGCCUAACCAGAGCCACGCUGCUGCCUCGAAUCGAGAGGCUGCGAAUGACGAGAACGAUAGCUUCUCUUUUGCAUGCAAUGCAGGAGAUUCCCCUGACGCCAUUGUGGCGAUAUACAAGAGAUUUCGGGCGAAGAAGGAGGCAUCUCAUAGAGUUGCAAAAGAUGUGGUUGAUUUAUGUGAGGAAGGCCCUUUGGAGGCCGGUUAUGCCUCCUCUUAUAUUUCUGAGCUUACGGCAUAUGAUGCCCCUUACCUAAAUUCUGAUGCUUUUGACGAUAAUUAA